UUUUUAUGUUUCUGUUGAUCUAGAAACUAAGCAACAGCCACAACGCCUCACAUAUUGUUAUUAUCACGCUGAAACAGUGAGUAGCAGUGUUGUAAGCUACCUCACAUGGCCAUCACUAACAUAGUAUGUCAAAUUGAGAAGCUCAAAACCCUCUCCUCCGCUGGCCUGACUCAUUAGCUAACACUGACGUUGUAGAGCAUAGGGAGAACUUUUUUAGGUUUAAACAAUUUAAAUAAGCUAUUUUGUAACAUGCCUCCUGGAGUAACUAAUUGUCAGUUUCUUGAAACUCCUGUCUCAAUUUCCUUCUCUGGAUCUGGAUUCAUGGCUACCUAUCAGUUAGGAGUAGCUCAGUGUUUUCUAAACUAUGCACCCUGGAUUUUAAAAAGUGCUCCCCACGUCUUCGGCGCCUCUGCUGGAUCACUGGUAGCGGCUGCUGUUGUCUGUGAGAUAGAUUUUGUUUCAAUUCGGAAUGAGAUGUUGCACUUUGCCAAACAAGUGAAGGAGUUCAGACUUGGGCCUUUGAACCCGUCCAUUAAUGUGUUUCAUUGGUUGGAGCAUAUCCUGCGAAAGUACGUGCCAGAAGACGCUCACAAACUGGCCUGUGGGCGCCUGGCUGUGGCUAUGACCAGACUGGAAGAUGGACAACACAUCAUCAUGACCGAAUAUCACUCAAAAGAUGAUGUAGUACAGGCUCUGUUGUGUAGCUGCUAUGUCCCUGUUUAUUGUGGUAUGACACCUCCUUCUUUCAAAGGCAUGUACUGUGUUGAUGGUGGCUUCACUGGGAUGCAGCCUGUCCACUCUCAGUGCCCCACUCUGACUGUGUGUCCUUUCUCUGGGGACAUUGACAUCUGUCCUGCUGACUCCCCGUGUCUGUGGGAGAUGGUAGUGAGUGGGACAACACUGAAAGCUAAUGGUCCCAACUGUGGUCGGGUCAUCAAUGCCCUCUAUCCACUGACUUUAGAGUCACUCGAGGAAGCCUUCAACAGUGGUUAUAAAGAUGCUAUUCAUUUCCUUUUGAGAAAUGAGCUUGCUCCAUAUUUAACUUUGCAUAACUUGCCCCAUGUAAAACCACUUCUGGAGACCACCAAAAGAGAUGCAAAUGGUGAGAAGAAGCCAGAAAAUAACCUGAUCACCUUCACAGACCACACAAGCAUAAAAGUAAAGGAACAUAAAGAUGAUUCCGUUCACAAACAGUCUGAGAUGCAUUUGGACUUUAUUCAAAAUGUCCUUCUGAGUAAUAUGAUGACUAACAAGAUCAUGGUGGGGGUAACUGGAAAAUUAUUCUCGUACUUGCUCCUACCUUUGCUCCUGGUGUUCCUCACUGUAAUGCAGAGCUGGCAUAGAUUGCAGUUUUGGUUCAGGGAAUCUCCGCAGUGGAUAUUUUGGACUUGGGCAGGACUCAGACACUUCACUGUCUUUUUUUACCGGAUCUGCAUUAGUACCAUAAGGAAAAAUAUUUAUGACAGGGUGAAAAUCAUCAUGCUGAUGUUUAUAUGGCUCAAAUUUCAUGUCGAAGCCGAAGGACCCCCAAGAAAGGGGAAGCACUUUGGACCUACUACCAGUACCUGUCCUGUUUGUGAGACUAAACAUGAGCCCAACUCUUUGGACCAAUUCACCAAGGAUAGCAAGAAACUGAAUUAAGGAUGGAUAAGCCGCUUCACGCUCACCUCAGAGUCAUUUGAGUUGCCAUGUGUUUGCUGUUUGUUCAUCAGCUGACUAGAGUGCAUGCAGCAUUUGAGCAGUAAUGAGGUUUUCACAAAUCGUAUCCUUCAAACCUCCAGUGAAUCAAUGGACACAUAAGAUUGUUGUCAUCGUAGACCAGUUGGGAGUUUGGCUUCAGGGCGUCUCUCUAAAGUGUUGCUAAUAUCCUUCAGAGGUAACAGCCAGUCCUGUGACGUGCCAUUUAAACACUAAACUCAUUCAGCCUGUGUCAACUGCACAACAUUACCAACAUAACACCUCCAAAGCUGUGUUUCAGAGCAUGUUGCUAUAGGCAUGUCCUGGUGUGACACUUUUUUGAGAAAAUGCUGUCAGCUAAGGCCAUCAAGAAAUAACCAUAACAUUAGCACAGUCUCUGUUAUUCAAGUUUUGUCAUGCUUUUCUGGGAUGUUAUUAUAUUUAUGUUUUCAUUAUGUAACAUUAGAUUUUACGUGUGCAUUAUGUUCUUCAGUUUUAUAUCAGCAGGUCUUGCGAGCUUGCUGCUCAGUCCUUGGCCUUUCUUUUCCAUGAUAGCCAUAGUGUCUAAUUCCUUUCUUUUUAGUAUCAUUGUAUCAUACAAAUUG
This is a messenger RNA of Periophthalmus magnuspinnatus, 2282 nucleotides long. RefSeq names its product patatin-like phospholipase domain containing 1 (gene pnpla1). NCBI's taxonomy places the organism in Eukaryota, Metazoa, Chordata, Actinopteri, Gobiiformes, Gobiidae. Gene Ontology annotation, biological process: triglyceride catabolic process; lipid homeostasis. The record is from RefSeq and is a predicted model, not a curated record. The coding region runs from base 250 to 1641 and encodes 463 amino acids. Gene Ontology annotation, cellular component: cytoplasm; lipid droplet; membrane. The transcript has 9 exons. Gene Ontology annotation, molecular function: triacylglycerol lipase activity.